Molecule: messenger RNA, 626 nt
Organism: Aspergillus heteromorphus CBS 117.55
Lineage: Eukaryota; Fungi; Ascomycota; Eurotiomycetes; Eurotiales; Aspergillaceae
Exons: 1
Coding region: 125-448 (107 amino acids)
Source: RefSeq, a predicted model, not a curated record
UUGUCUGGGGAUUGGGAUACUGAUUUAAUGGGUUUUUUUCUAUCUAUCGAUCUACCUCUACCGACCUACAUACCUACCUGCUAUGGCAUGGUAGACAGGCAACCCUAGCCUAUCCUGCGGGGAGAUGUCGAUGAUGCAUAUAUACAUACAUACAUGCAUGGUUCGGUUCUGUUGCUGCUGCUGCUGCUGCUGCUGUUGUUGGUUUUCUUCUAGGGGCGUUUUCUAUUUCUCAUCAAUAUCUACAUACCUACAUACAUACCUACCUGCCUACAUUUCUCUCUAUCUGUGUAUCUAUAUCUGUAUCUGUCAUUCCCGGAAGUGUAUAUCUACUCCCUACUACCUACCACCACCAGCUCCAACACAAGCGCAAGUGCUGCAAAAUAUUAACAGCAACAUCAACAUCAACAUCAACAGCCACCAGAAUCCCAUCAUCUUCCAAACAAACUAAAGAUAAAAAGACCCGAGAAUCCUAUUCUUUUCUUUCUUUCUUCCUGGUCUAAUCAAUCCCAUAAAUUCCCCUAAUAGUAGUAAUACUAGUACAGCAAUAGUAGAUAAGUUGCUAAGUUGCUGCUGCUGCUGCUGUUUUCCAUUUCAUCCUAACGCCCCGACGCCAUUAUUGUAUUUCA